Molecule: messenger RNA, 402 nt
Organism: Musa acuminata AAA Group (dessert banana)
Lineage: Eukaryota; Viridiplantae; Streptophyta; Magnoliopsida; Zingiberales; Musaceae
Exons: 2
Coding region: 1-402 (133 amino acids)
Source: RefSeq, a predicted model, not a curated record
AUGGUCGUCAUGGGCAUGCGGGCAAAGCCACGGAAACGUCCCAAUCCAUUCCUAUAUGCUAUUGAUCUGUAUCGAUCGCUUAGCUUGCUUUUCCAGAAAGAUUUCGUUGUUACGGAAUCGGGCAGCCGGAUGGUCCUCCCUGCCGGCGCCACCAUCGUCCCGCUAAAGGUAAGAGAACCGUUCAGGUUCUUCCGGAGAACACUGGUACUCCGAUGGUGGAGGAGUAGCAGCGAUGCAGAACUACUCGAUGGACUCGUGGUGGAAGACGGCAACUACAAGGUGGCGAAGACACGCUUCAGUGCCUUCUUCGCCACCAACCUUCAUUCCCUUCUUCAGCGAUGUGGAAUCAAGGACUUGGUUGUCGCCGGAAAGCCACCGAUUCCCCAAAUUAAACCGACGUGA